Messenger RNA from Adineta steineri, 213 nucleotides. Lineage: Eukaryota; Metazoa; Rotifera; Eurotatoria; Adinetida; Adinetidae. The record is from the annotation of a GenBank genome assembly.
AUGACAGCUGAAAAAGUAUGUUCACAAAAUGAACUUGAACAUUAUGUAUGUGAUUCAGAUGAUUUAAGUAACUAUCAAUCAUGUAAUUUAAAAGUUUUACAAAAAAUCUCUGAAGAUGAUGGGAAAAAGUAUUAUAAACGAUUUAUCCAACUUUGGAAAACAACUGAAAGCAAAGACAAUCAGAAACUUACAGAAUAUUUUUCUAAACACUAA